Carlito syrichta (Philippine tarsier) is the source of this 1424-nucleotide messenger RNA. It is a transcript of the gene RIOX1, whose product is annotated as ribosomal oxygenase 1. Bases 6 to 968 code for a protein of 320 amino acids. The record is from RefSeq and is a predicted model, not a curated record. Lineage: Eukaryota; Metazoa; Chordata; Mammalia; Primates; Tarsiidae. The transcript has a single exon. Gene Ontology annotation, molecular function: histone H3K36 demethylase activity; histone H3K4 demethylase activity. Gene Ontology annotation, cellular component: nucleolus.
GAAGCAUGGCAGGCUCCAACGUCUACCUCACGCCCCCCAACUCUCAGGGCUUCGCCCCCCACUACGACGACAUCGAGGCUUUCGUGCUGCAGCUGGAAGGCAGGAAGCUCUGGCGUGUGUACCGGCCCCGGGUCCCCGCUGAGGAGCUGGCCCUGACUUCCAGCCCCAACUUCAGUCAGGACGACCUCGGGGAACCGGUGCUGCAGACGGUGCUGGAACCUGGAGAUUUGCUCUAUUUUCCGCGGGGCUUCAUUCACCAAGCCGAGUGCCAGGAUGGAGUCCACUCUCUGCACUUGACCUUGUCCACGUACCAGCGCAAUUCCUGGGGCGACUUCCUAGAGGCCGUCCUGCCUUUGGCCAUGCAGGCUGCAAUGGAAGAAAAUGUGGAAUUUCGGAGGGGUCUGCCCCGAGACUUCAUGGAUUACAUGGGGGCCCAGCAUUCCGAUUCUAAGGAUCCGCGAAGAACCGCCUUCAUGGAGAAGGUGCGGGUCUUGGUUGCCCGCCUGGGGCAUUUUGCUCCUGUUGAUGCUGUGGCUGACCAGCGAGCCAAAGAUUUCAUCCACGAUUCUCUGCCCCCUGUUUUGACUGAUAGGGAGAGGGCACUAAGUGUUCACGGGCUCCCCAUUCGCUGGGAGGCCGGAGAACCUGUAAACGUGGGGGCCCAGUUGACAACAGAAACGGAAGUCCACAUGCUUCAGGAUGGGAUAGCUCGGCUGGUGGGUGAGGGAGGCCAAUUGUUUCUCUAUUACACGGUGGAAAACUCUCGUGUUUAUCAUCUGGAAGAACCCAAGUGCUUGGAAAUAUACCCCCAGCAAGCCGAUGCCAUGGAACUCCUGCUUCGCUCCUACCCAGAGUUUGUAAGGGUAGGGGACCUGCCCUGUGACAGUGUGGAGGACCAGCUUUCAUUGGCAACCAUGUUGUAUGAUAAGGGGCUGCUGCUUACCAAGGUGCCUCUAGCCCUAAACUAGUUUCUUGUUGAUUGCUGGAAACAAGGCAGUAGUGAUUUUCCCCGCCACUGCCACCUUUUUAAAACUCGUGUCCUUACCUUGACAACCAUCAGUGUGCUCACAUUUACCUUUAUGAUUGCAUCGAUGUCACAAAAUUCAGACUGUCUUCUAGGAAGAACCACCUCAUCUAGGUACAAACAUAAAAGCAGAAGUUGGAGUAAAAAAAAGUAACCUUGAUUCCUGAUCACUGCAGAGCACCAAUCUUCAUUACCCUCAGGCUUUGGUGUACUGUGUAGCACUGGCGGUGUUAUUCUGCUUAAGACAUUAGGAAUUUUUUUUUUUUUUUUUAAUUUUCAUCUUUCAUUCGAGUUCUCUUUCAUCAGUUUGGGGAUGAGGGUCGGGAUCAGUAUCCUGUUUGUUAAUAUUAAGUUUGUAUGAACAUUAGAAAAGUUUAUUAUUAAAGUGCCAAAGAAUGUU